Molecule: messenger RNA, 504 nt
Organism: Bactrocera latifrons
Lineage: Eukaryota; Metazoa; Arthropoda; Insecta; Diptera; Tephritidae
Product: cecropin-1-like
Exons: 2
Coding region: 276-470 (64 amino acids)
Biological process (GO): defense response to Gram-negative bacterium; defense response to Gram-positive bacterium; antibacterial humoral response
Cellular component (GO): extracellular region
Source: RefSeq, a predicted model, not a curated record
UACAACCAACUCGGAAAAGACACCGGUACACAUAAUUUAUGCAUCUCUGCGCUGCUGAGAAGAAUAAAAUCACCGAGGGUUAAAGAACAUUAUUGGCUGCUUAUCAGUACGCGCCCAUAUAGUGAGCGUAUGUGCACCCCCGUAGCAUUUCUAGGUCUAAUAACGGCUGCAGCUGCCGCAAGCCGAAGCUUGAGCCCACUAUAAAAAGUGCAGCGCCAAUAAACGACAAAACACGUAAAUUCCAGACUUUCAUAAGCAGAAAAAUUCAAUUCCAAAUGAACUUCAACAAAGUUUUCAUCUUCUUUGCCGUGAUGAUCGCCAUUUUCGCCGGACAAGCCGAGGCUGGUUGGCUCAAGAAAAUCGGCAAGAAAAUUGAACGUGUUGGUCAGCAUACCAGAGAUGCCGCCAUUCAGGGAAUUGCUGUGGCUCAACAGGCCGCCAAUGUUGCUGCCACUGCGAGAGGCAAAUAGCUGCCUAAAUUAAUAAGUGAUAAAUUAUUUAUGG